Suillus bovinus is the source of this 1208-nucleotide messenger RNA. RefSeq lists its product as uncharacterized. NCBI's taxonomy places the organism in Eukaryota, Fungi, Basidiomycota, Agaricomycetes, Boletales, Suillaceae. The record is from RefSeq and is a predicted model, not a curated record. The transcript is spliced from 4 exons. Bases 159 to 947 code for a protein of 262 amino acids.
UCCGUGAUAUGUCUCGACCCGAGCUCCUCCGCUGCUGUGCACGCAGUAUUCUUCAUUAAUGCAGGUAUCAUCAUGAUAAACAUGCGAGUACCUACAUGCUGGAAGACCAUGAUUCUUCCCUUAAAAGAUGGAGCAACAGCGUCUGCUGAGCGGUAUCCAUGGAUCCCUCUGAUUCUUUUCCUGAACCUGGUUUUGUUUGUUACACGUCUGCCCACCAAUCUGCAGGUUCACGCGGGAGUUUUCUGCCUAUUGAUGACUCAGAUUAUUUAGUCACGGUUCCUUUCGAGAGUCGAAACAGAAGCGUGGCUGCUGGUUUCGUACGACCUCCUCCUCAUAUACUACAUGCGCCACAGUCCAGUCGUCCCUUAGUUUAUCCAUGGACUGGAUCAACGUACCUGGAUAUUCACUGGGUGAACAACCAGACAGCGGGAAUGAGCAUCCUUCGACCACCCGCUCCCGCACCUAUUCGUCAGAUGCAAGACGAUUUGCUUGAAAAUUUCCAUGAGAUCUCCGAUAACCUACCACUUCACCCUCAGCGUGUUACUAGCCGCUUCGAGCCAUACCACAAUGAUCGUUCCCAUAACUACCAUGGCGCAUUUCUUUGCCGGUGGGACAACGAAGGAACCCUUUGUGGUGACGAGCUUCAAGCUACACCCAAGAUUAUUCUCGCUCACCUGCGCCAGAAUCAUGGUAUUGGGAUUGGGAACAAAGAAACCUACGGCUGUCUUUGGAAAACAGCUCAUGGUUGCUGUGGGGAUCAGCUGAGGUUUCAGAGUUUUGGGCGUCACAUCAUCAAGCACACUGGUAUCAGAUUCAAAUGUUCUCUGUGCGAUACGAUAAUGCCAGCUCGGAAUGACUCCAUCCCCAGACAUCGCCAUAGUCACCCAAAUUGCUCUCAAGCAGAAUUCAUCAUUAUUCCAGGUCUCGAUAGUCAAACGUCUUUCUGACAAUGGCCACCACCCCUUUGCGAUGUCUCAGAUGGUUUGUCGCAUGCUAUGUGAUACUUAAACCCCUCUCAGCUGGCUGUGUUGGGAGUAGUUUUCGGUUUGGUUUAACGGAGUUUUGACAUUGUUGGGCCUGCGGCCUCUCAUACUCGGCCUUCUCCAUUGGCUUCUCCUCAUCUUGCACACACUGGUUGCCUGCUUGGUUGGGUUGUCAAUUAUUGAUUCCCAUACGGACAUCGACAAUUACUCUCCAUUGAUAUGGAG